GUUUGCUUUCUCUUGGCUGGUCCUUUUGUGUUUUUCUAUAAUACAUGCUUAGAAAGGACAAUAGUAGUCCUGACGACGGCCCAAGUCCGUCGAAAUACCAAAAAGAUCAAAGUUGUGCUUCUAAUGUYGUAGACAGGCGAGCUCUGGGAUGCAUCCAACGAUAUUAACCCUCGGUCUCUCGAUCAACUUCUUAGCGUCAAUUUGUAUUGUAUUUAUCAACAAAUGGAUUUAUGUGAAUCACGGCUUUCCUAACAUAACCUUAACGUGUAUUCACUUCGUUGUAACGUACCUUGGUUUAGUAUUUUGUGCUUUUCUGGGAAUCUUCAAGCCACGAAAACUACCAUUGUUGAAAAUGAUACCUUUGUCAUUGACCUUYUGUGGCUUUGUGGUUUUUACCAAUUUAAGUCUUCAGAACAACACUGUUGGGACUUAUCAGCUUGCCAAGGCGCUUACCACUCCUACAAUUAUUGGCAUUCAUACACUGUUUUAUAAUAGAAGUUAUUCUACAAAUAUCAAGCUAACUAUCAUACCAAUUACUCUAGGUGUUAUUCUUAAUUCGUACUACGAUGUACGAUUUAAUAUAACCGGUACAGUCUAUGCAUCGCUAGGGGUGAUGGUGACGUCAUUAUAUCAAGUGUUGGUGGGAACCAAGCAACAAGAAUUUGGAGUCAACUCCAUGCAGCUUUUAUACUACCAGGCWCCGCUGUCUGCUUGUUUACUUGCUUUUGUUGUKCCUUUCUUUGAACCAGUGGUAGGAAAAGGAGGAUUGUUAUCUUCUUGGCCACCAWUGGCCCUGAUUGCUGUAUUAGCAUCAGGAGUGGUGGCGUUCACAGUGAACUUAUCRAUCUACUGGAUUAUUGGCAACACAUCGCCUGUCACCUAUAACAUGGUUGGUCAUCUAAAAUUCUGUGCCACUCUCUUAGGUGGAUAUUUUCUAUUCCAUGACCCUCUGAAAGUGAAUCAAUUCAUUGGGAUAACCAUUACGUUAUCAGGCAUUAUUAUAUAUACACAUUUUAAACUUAAAGAGCAAAAACAACCACCACUGCCAACAGUCACAAAACAAGUUAAAAUAUAAGUAGCUAUUUAUUUAUUUUUUUACAAUUUUAAAACCUACUAAAGGAUUCAAAUCUUAAAUAUAUAUAAUAGAAUAUGCAUUAUAGCAAGUCCUAUGAAUUAAACUAUUCUAUUCUUAAAUUAA
Messenger RNA from Exaiptasia diaphana, 1198 nucleotides. Its product is annotated as solute carrier family 35 member E3. Gene Ontology annotation, molecular function: antiporter activity; nucleotide-sugar transmembrane transporter activity. Lineage: Eukaryota; Metazoa; Cnidaria; Anthozoa; Actiniaria; Aiptasiidae. The transcript is spliced from 6 exons. The record is from RefSeq and is a predicted model, not a curated record. Gene Ontology annotation, cellular component: Golgi apparatus. Bases 149 to 1075 code for a protein of 308 amino acids.